Messenger RNA from Ciona intestinalis (vase tunicate), 2378 nucleotides. RefSeq names its product zinc finger protein (gene zf(ring)-26). Gene Ontology annotation, molecular function: protein binding; structural constituent of ribosome; ubiquitin-protein transferase activity. NCBI's taxonomy places the organism in Eukaryota, Metazoa, Chordata, Ascidiacea, Phlebobranchia, Cionidae. Gene Ontology annotation, cellular component: cytoplasm; ribosome. Gene Ontology annotation, biological process: translation. The record is from RefSeq and is a predicted model, not a curated record.
AAAGGAUUUUCCCUUCAGACUUCUUUCUUUGUCCAAAAGUGACGCAAUUAAAGUGAGCGCUAUAUUAUUGUGAUGUCAUGAUUGGUAGUGUGAUGACAACUACGUGAGCGCCGAGGUAUGUUAUAAAAUAUGGGGAAUUGUUAUCGUAAGCAGCGAACACCUCUUCAACGGUUGGGAACAAGGCCAACAGAAUUAGAUGAUGAAGAUGGACCUUACAUGCUGGUCAUCAAUAACAAUAAUGGGGCCACUGGUACUUCAAAUAAUCCAUCUCAUUCCCGUUGGGAUAAUUUGAGAAAUCGAGCAUCAAGAAGAAACCGAGAUACUCAGCCUACUUGGUCUUUAUGUCGAUUAACAGAUGAAGAGCUUGAUAAACAUGUUAUUGACACUUUAAGCACGCUACGAAAUUCAGCUGAGAAUGGCACUACUCUAAUAUUACGAAUGCGAAUGUUCAGAUUUUGGGCAAAUGGAGAGACUGGUUGGAACAUGGUUCUUUUAUCUCUUAUUAGAGCUGUGCCCUUGGAUAAUGCAUUGGGUCCAUCUGCAAUCACUCUCUUCAUUGAUCAUUGCCCUUUGCCUACAAAGCAAGGUGUUAUGAAAUUGGUCAACGAUUUGAAUUUGUCGUGGGAAAAAGCUGCAGAUGAAUUCAUGCAUGGGCGCAACACAGAUAAAUGUGCACGUCACAGAAAUGUAUGUGCAGUCCUGGGACAUCUAGCUGAAAGUUUGGCAGGUCCAUUAAGUGCCACCAUACUUACACAAAACACACUUGAAUACUUUAUGUGUGGACUGGAACAAACAAUUAAUGGCGUACAUAUUCCAGUGGUCAAUAUUUUGUACUCUCUUAUUGCCCUGGAAAAGUUUGCACAAACAGGCACUAACAAGGACAAAAUUAAUGCCACUGAAAUCAGAGCUAAGUUAAUGGCACUUGAAGAUUGGACAGAAUCUUCAGAUUACAAGAAGUGCCAGGUUGGAUUCUCAGCUCGCUGGUUACUUGACAAUGCUUUUAUCGUCGAAGGGCGCCCAUUGUCGUAUGAGUCUGUCUCACUGAACAACAUAAAUGCCAUGCUAAACCACAAUGACGUCAGUGAAUAUCUUAAAUUAUCAGCCGAUGGCUUAGAGGCACGUUCAGAUGCUUCCUCGUUUGAGUCCGUUCGUUGUACAUACUGUGUAAAUUCUGGUGUCUGGUAUUAUGAGGUUACCAUCAUAACACCUGGUGUUAUGCAGAUUGGCUGGGCAACAAAAAAAAGCAAAUUUUUCAACUACGAUGGGUAUGGCAUAGGAGAUGAUGAAUACAGCUGUGCCUAUGAUGGCUGCCGGCAACUAUAUUGGCACCAAGCACAAAGUAGACGACAUAUCCAUCCUGCAUGGAGAGAGGGUGACAUACUGGGUUUGUUGCUUGACCUUGAAAAAAACCAAGUGAUAUUUUAUCUUAAUGGAGACCCACUGCCUUCAGAAGGUGGUAUCUUCAAUCAUGCAAAGGAGGGUUUUUUCGCUGCCGCCAGUUUUAUGUCACACCAACAGUGCAUUUUUAACUUUGGUGCAAAACCUUUCAAAUUUCCACCUCUUGAUCGUGAAUAUUCGUGCUUUAACGACCAUGCUACCCUCACUGCUGAAGAGAAACUCAUAUUGCCAAAACACAAAAAACUGGAGUUGAUAAAGUUAAGUGAAUUUAGGGCUGACCAGUGUGACCUAUGCUGUGAUUUGAAAGCCAACACCACUAUACUGCCAUGUAAACACAGUGGAAUAUGCAGUAGAUGUGUAGAGAUUGUGGAUUGCUGUCCAUUCUGUCGUUCUGAGAUUACGGGAACUAUCAUUGAAGACACCAAUUCUAAUUCAUAUACUUCACAAGCUUGUACUUCAAAAAGUUCACAUUGCAAUGAAAAAUGUUGAAUGCAAGCUGAAUUUUUAAUCAAAAGAGUAUCAGUUUCUGCAUUGGUUUAAAUCUCCUUAUCACUUGCACUUGAUUCUCUUAUUUUCUAUUUCAUGUUUACAACUUUUUUUACUGCGGUUGGUAGCGCUCAGUUAAAAAACACAAGCUAUUUGACAAAGAUAUUUUUAAUAAUGGCCAUUUGGAGACCAUAUUCUACAUUAACUGUUUUACACUGCCAAUGAUUUAAAACAGAAAUUUUCAUUUUAGAUAGACCAUACAAGCAAAACUAACUGUGCAGAGGUCCUUUACAAGUAGCAUGUUAAUUGAGUUUCUUAUUCUUUCUUGCUGUGCAACAGCACUGUUUUAAGUAUCGCGUUUUUCUUCUGGUAUGUUACAUUUCUACUUAAACUUUCUAGUUUCUACUUUUUGUACAAAUCACUUGCUGGGACAGGCAUACACAUAAACCAUGUAGAAUUUAACAAAAAAAUGAUUGUAUAAAAAGAACAAAGUC